This is a messenger RNA of Eruca vesicaria subsp. sativa (arugula), 851 nucleotides long. Lineage: Eukaryota; Viridiplantae; Streptophyta; Magnoliopsida; Brassicales; Brassicaceae. The record is from the annotation of a GenBank genome assembly.
UAUAUAUAUGAUGCCAAGAAAUUUGUUUAUAAGCUAAAGCUUCCAUCUAUUGACCAAAAACACAUCUCUUCUCUCAGUUUGGCCCAUGGAAGUUGCACAAUCCGACCCAAUCCAGGAUCCGGAAACCCGAUACCUUCCACGUUGCUGCUCGUGUUUCCCCACGUUCCGACCAAGAACCUCCUCCAGACAACACUCUUCCUCUUCCUGGGGAAGAAUCCGGACCGUUGAUGAUAAUCCACCGUGGUGGAAACGUGCGGCUCUCAAGAUCCGAGAAUGGUCCGAGAUCGUAGCUGGUCCACGUUGGAAGACUUUCAUUCGGCGGUUCAACCGCGACCCACGUCGCGGCCGCGAUUGGGACGCGGGGGAAAAGUUUCAGUACGAUCCUUUGAGUUACUCUUUGAAUUUUGACGAUGACGAUGAGGAGGAUGAGUACGUUGGGUUGGGUGGUUUCAGAAGCUUCUCUACUCGGUACGCUUCCGUUCCGGUCACUUCAGGGAAAGCUCCGGCGUUGACGGCGCGUGACGAGAGUUAGUGGGCGCGUGUGAGAGACGCGUUUGCGUUUUCUGGCGGGAGCGAUGAAAAGGCUGUCAAAGUGGGUUGACUUGUCGCGUUAAUUGUGUUGUGGUUAAUUCUGUUUAUAAUAAUUUAAAAUUACGAUCGACGUUGAAUUAUUUAUUUAUCAUCGUCGUCGAAUUAAUUUUUACAAGACGUUUUUAUUUUUGUUUCUUUUUGGGGGAUAUUAUUAUUGAAUUUGAAACGGUUGAUGUCAUGAUGUAAAUUAGCUGUACAGUUUAUGAGGAUAGUAAUGAUUAAGUUUUUUUUUUGUAAUUUAAAAGAUGAAUUGGUUGGCA